Messenger RNA from Bombus huntii, 1648 nucleotides. RefSeq lists its product as uncharacterized. Bases 676 to 1131 code for a protein of 151 amino acids. The transcript has 5 exons. The record is from RefSeq and is a predicted model, not a curated record. NCBI's taxonomy places the organism in Eukaryota, Metazoa, Arthropoda, Insecta, Hymenoptera, Apidae.
AAAUACAGAUUCUUAUUAUAUAUAUGUAGACAAAUUAUACAUAUAUGUAUUCGCAAUGAGUGCAAUCAAUCUGAUGCUUUUAUAAUUGAUCUUGUACUUCCUAAAAUGAAUAGGUAUACUUCUUACUACUUUAUAAAUCAGCGAAGAACACACGUAAAAAAUUUUAUUUAGGACAGUUAAUGUACGAAAUAAGAAGGAAGCGCAUCGUAAAUCGCUUUUAUAACGUUUUCGACUGAUAUUUUAUAGAAUCAGGGAAUAUAUACAUAUAUUUUUUAUUGUUAAUUGUUGAUUUUCCCUGGUUUAAACGGUGAUAUGUCCUUAAUUAUGAAUAAAAUGGCUACAAUAAGUUAUUUAUUGAUACUUUGAAGUCAUUUACAACAUUUCUUAUGACUUUCUUAAAUUUAUUAAGGAGUCGAUUUCUCCUUGGAAUUAUUACUGACACAUAUUUGCUUAUGUACAUAGAGCAUACAAUAAAAUAAAAAAUAAGUUCGCAUAAAGCUAUAUAUGAAGUACGAAGAAAAACUACGCAGAACAAAAUCCUCGGGGUAUACACAGGAAUGGAAAGCAAGCGGGUAGAUAUAAGGAGGUCGUGUUUCAUUGGCACACUCAGUUUAUUACUCGAUCUACAUAGCAGAUCAGACCGUAUUAUAAGAGCACGCAAAUUAGCAUUUCACAAUGAAAAGUGAAUUAUUGUUGCAAUUUAUUUUAGUUUUACCGAUAUUGCUAGUUCCUAUGUCUGAAGGAUUUUUCUUCGAACACCCUAAAAAGCUAUUAAUGGAUUUGUUUCAAUCGUCAAAAGAAAAAAAAGAAGCAAGAAAGAGGCCUCAUAUAGAUCAUUAUCAUGUACAUUAUUAUCCAGUAACAAUCCCUAUAUUUGAACCACUGGUGAAAGCACCUAAAAAACAUAAACUGGAAGAAAUAUAUCACAACCAACUGGAAACGAUUGGGUGGUCCAGUCACGAAUAUAAAUAUAUUCCUGAACCUAAAAUUAAAACUUUUAGUUUAUAUGAUUCGUGGAAAAAUUCUGUGCCCUGCAAAAAAGAAAUUUUAGAAACAGAUCUUUUUGAAAUAAUGAACAACAGCGAGGACGAAAAUGUAUUGUACAUACACCCCUCCACUCACAAGUAUUAAAAUACACAAAAAAAGAGUACCUAAAAAAUCAUUAGAAAAUUAUUAAAAUCUUUAAAAGUUAUUAUCUCGUUUGAAAUGUUAGAUUAUAAAGAACCUAUACAUAUAUUCGAUAUGACAAUAAAAAAAUGCAAAUUAUCUGUAUUAAAAUUAAAUCUUUAAUCAAUCUUGACAUUACUAAACAUUUUAUUAGACAUAUUUAGUGUUAUUUAGUCUUAGUUUAGUAAAUAUUCUGUGAAUAAUAAGUGCCACAUUCAUAAUAUUUAGGUUUUUUAUACUGAUAUUUUUGACACUGAUUAUAUUUGAUACUGAUUUUUAUACUUAAGGAUUUUACAAGAUAAAAAUCUGUUGACGUAAAAAUCUUUAUUUUUUAAGUUUACUUUUGUAAACUCUAGCGUGUCAAAAAUAUACCUUAUGAUGUUGAAUAUGUAUCGUAAAAUUUAUUAAAUACUGCAUUAUGCGUUAAUUAGAAUUAGAGAUUGGUUCAAUAAAAUAAAAAUAUAUUUUUAUUUCCUUGUCA